AUGCUGGUAAGGAAAAGAGGACAGGAAGUGAUUUCUCUGAUGACACCAUCAAGCUGAAUUUUAAUUUAGCUCAACAGCAACAUGGAGAAAAACAGACCACAGUUCCCUACGAUGUUGAAUCAUUCAUGCAUAAAAAAUACAUAGAAACAAAACUGAUUACAAGCAAAUGUGAAGAGGAGAUAAAAAUUGGUAAGAUUUCAGGGAGGACCCCUCUUCAGACAAAACAGACAGAGCUGUCGUCUUUCAGUAAAAAACUUGAACAGCUCAGAAAAACCGGAGAAGCUUCAAUGAGAAUUAAAAAACUUAUUGAUUCUCUAAAUAUAGAACAAACGUAUUCUCAAAAGUAUCAAAGAGGCCAGAGGAAAACGAAUGAAUAUGAAGACAUCAUUAAGGGAGUUGAUUACCUUGACUGUUCAGAUUUUGAUUUGAGUAGUGACGAAAAGCAGCUUCAAGGUUCUGAACCAUUCCUUCAAGUCUAUUUUGAUGAAGAUUUAGGCUGGAUGAUUAACUGUGCUGAAGUCUUCCGGAAAGUACAGUCUGCAAAAUGUCGAUAUAUUUUAUCCAUUUUAUUUGCCGCGCAUAUAAAAGAACAAAUAUCAGAGUUCCAGCCGAAAAACAUUCCUUUGAUUAUUGAUUGCUGCAUGGAUUACGCUAUCAAAAAUGAAAACCACAUUUUCAUUUUAGAGCUUGUGAGGAGAUACAUAUUCGCUUUUGAUUUUAAUUUGCAAACACGUUUUGAAGGCAGGAAGAUAAAUUCUGUUGUUAUUGAAACCCUUUUGCAAGCAGCGAAAUGCAUGAUUUUAAACACCUGUCCAAGGCUUAGACAAAAUGCAAUCAGUCUAUCGUUCUGUUAUGAAUCUAGUCCAGGAGGUCGGCUUGUGAUGAUGAUGUCAUACAGAGGAAUUAUAGAGAUGAAAGACGGAAUCCCGGAGAAAGCCAUGGGGGUAAAACUCGUACUGUAUAAUUAUACACAACCAUCUGAUGAGGCUUAUACUGUAUUUAAUUCCUUUAUGGCUUCUUCCGCAAUAAACUUGCCUCUUAUUGCAGAAAAGGAAGCAAGAAAACUUUUUAAGAAGCAUUCCAACUUAACCCUGAUAUCAGCAUCCCCAUUUAAGUCAACAGGGUAUUUAACAGGAAAGCAUAGGGUUGUCGAAAAACUAUGUAUUAGUCUAUUAUGUCUACAUAAAGGAUUUAUACCAAUUGGAGAAAAAGAGUUUCCAAAAGUAAUCAAUGGGCAUGAUGUAGAUGUGCAGGAGGGAUAUUGUUCUUUGGGAAGUGGUAGAUCUAUAGAUUUUGGAGGACAUAUUCGGCGUGCAAGAGGAAUAAACACGCCUGGACAUGGAAGUAUUGGGGGUUUUGUUGAUUUGCCAAAUAAUGCAGUUGGUUUAAUAACAUGUGCCCACGUUGUGUUUUCAUCAGAUGAAUUGAUAAUACCAAAUAGUGAAAUGCAUAACAUUGUACUGGGCAAAGGGAUUGAUCUAAACGUAGAAUUUUUUGAUAAGAAUCAGCAUAAUUUUCAAGUAUGUGGCACAAUUAUUGAUAAAUGUUUUCCAUUAUCAUCUAAUAACAAUUCAGUUGAUGCUGCUUUGAUCAAACUUGACCCUACUGUUAAUGAAUUUGGAUUUCCCGUCACUGAUCAACUUUAUUCAGCAGGUUUUGACCCAAAUUAUCCGCCCAUAUUUUCUGGAGAAGUUGUUAAUGUACCAGAUCCUGACCCUGUUUUCAAAGUCAGCAACAGAAUACCAGAUAAAUCUGAUAGUGUCGUAAAAUACGGGAGUAAAACAAAAUUCACGAUUGGAAAUCUCUACUUUAAUGGAGCGCAUAUCCGCUUUGUGGACGAUACUGGAUACUUGCCAGACAAAACCAUUGCAGUUAUGUGCAACCAAAUUGAAAUUCAGAGCCUUCCUCAUGGAACGUUUUUUGAGCCUGGUGAUUCUGGAGCCUUUGUGUUUUGUAUUAACCCUGAUAAGACACUAAGCUGUAUUGGGAUGGCCAUAGGUUCUACCACCAAAGGGUCCUGUUUUGUGACGCCUAUGACCAGAAUUUUGGAUUCUUUUGGUCGUCCUCAUAGAUUGAAGCCAUGUUCUCCCUUGACCUCUGUAAACACCUCUACAGUGUCAGACAAUCCUUUAAGUUCAGAGUUAGCAUCUCAGAGUAAUGCUACAUCUGAUAUUAAUUUAGGAGAAAUACUGUUGAAAUUGCAAACUUCAAUAACAGGUAUGCAAUCGUCAAUAUCAGAUGUGCAAAACCAACAAAGAAAUAUUCAAUCUUCAUUACAGAGUAUGCAAACGGACGUUGGAAAUUUAAAAACGGAAGUUGGAAAUUUGAAAACGGAAGUUCAAGCAGAAUUUGGAAACUUAAGAACGGACGUCCAAAGGGAAGUUGGAAACUUGAGAAUGGAAGUUCAAGUAGAAAAUGAAAAUUUGAGAACACAAGUGCAAACGGAAGUUGGGUAUCUGAAAACUCAAGUUCAAGAAAUUAAAGAGGAAUUUCAGAUCAGGUCAACUGGAAGCUCGCCUGACAUCAAUCAAAAUUAAAAACCUUUGUAAUCAUCCUGUACUAAACAGUAUACAGAGUUUACAUAUAAGUUUACAGCUGAAACUUUGGUCAAUUUAGGGGAUUACUGA
Saccostrea cuccullata (small rock oyster) is the source of this 2627-nucleotide messenger RNA. RefSeq lists its product as uncharacterized. The transcript is spliced from 3 exons. The record is from RefSeq and is a predicted model, not a curated record. NCBI's taxonomy places the organism in Eukaryota, Metazoa, Mollusca, Bivalvia, Ostreida, Ostreidae. The annotation marks the transcript as partial.